Cheilinus undulatus (humphead wrasse) is the source of this 2979-nucleotide messenger RNA. RefSeq names its product circadian associated repressor of transcription a (gene ciarta). NCBI's taxonomy places the organism in Eukaryota, Metazoa, Chordata, Actinopteri, Labriformes, Labridae. Bases 228 to 1262 code for a protein of 344 amino acids. The transcript has 6 exons. Gene Ontology annotation, cellular component: nucleus. The record is from RefSeq and is a predicted model, not a curated record. Gene Ontology annotation, molecular function: RNA polymerase II cis-regulatory region sequence-specific DNA binding. Gene Ontology annotation, biological process: negative regulation of DNA-templated transcription; circadian regulation of gene expression.
UGUACGUAAACAUGAGCUCGGAUAGAGAAGGCACAGUGGGCCUGGCCGUUAACUGGAUAACAGGGGAAACCGCAACGUUGGCAUACGUGAGGUUACAAAGAUAGCUGCUAGCUUCGUUUAAGUCAGUGCUGUGAAUGUUUAACAUUAAAUACGUGCCUUUUUGAAACGUCGUUUUUCCUCUUUAUUUUUUUAAAUAGUUUUGGGUAGUAUUCUGCUCCUUCUGAAAGAUGAAUUCACUGGGCAGUUCCUCCAAAUGGCCAUCAUAUGACUCGAUCCCCUCCACCUCAAGCUUUCUCCACAGUGAGAAUGAGCAGACUGAGGAUGAGGCCGAGGCUGACGUCUUCUCAGAGGGAGAGGGGGACAAUGUGGGGACAAGAAAGUCCCCCUCAGAGAUAACACUUCAAAGAAGUUAUCUUCAUUUCCCAGUUCAUUCAGAUCACCUGAGGUCUAACAACCAAUCAGAGUGCUGCAGUGACAAAACUCCACAUCCCAUCUCCGCCUCGUGUCCUGGAGCUGCCAUGCUAGGAUCAAAUUCAGUGACACCAGGCGACUUGGCCUUCGCACAGAAAUGUGCAGAUUUGCGUAGGUUUAUCCAUCCGUUGCUUGAGCUUUUACAUGGACUACAGGCUGGCCGAUUUGAAAAAGGUUUAUCAAGUUUCCAGCAGAGUGUAGCCAUGGACAGACUGCAGAAGAUUCUUGGGAUACUACAGAGGCCUGAAAUGGGUGAGAAACACCUUCACAACUUGCUUCAGAUUGAGAUGAUGCUGAAAAUUUGGUUCCCUCACGUGGCAUCUCGGUCCACACAUAGAUCAAGUCAGACCACCCCUCCAAGACUCCACCAACGCUGGCGAAAAAAUCAGCUCCAUAUGCCUGUUAAGAAGAGAAAACUGAGCUGGACCGACUCUGACUUCUCUGGCACAGUCAUAACCAAGCACAAACACCAAAGGCACGGAAAAGACGAGAGCUGCCAGGCAACGACUCCACUCCAAACGAUUUCCACAUCUUUACCUGGAUCAUCUUUAAAACUGAAAACUCCAGAAGCAGAAGAAACUCUUGAAGCAGCCGGCAGCGGAUGUAAAGCUGGACACGAGUUCUCAGACGGCUUUGGUACUCCAAGACGGCAGCCCUAUUUAUGCCUCAAGAGGGAAAGUGAGAAUCUGAGAACGCCUGAGACUUCUCUGAGCUCUCCUUGUGGCUGUCCAGCAGCGCAGGACAGCUCAGUGUCCUCAAGCAACAUCAUUUCUGCAUCUGACUCACCUUAGCCUGGCCUUAGCUGACCUCGCUAAUACAAGCAGCUGCCAGCAGAAGUAACUGCAGAGGGCGUGUGUGAUUACAUAAGCAUAAAGCUAUGAACAGUGUCAGUGUGUAUUGACUCAAUGCAAGGCAUGAGACAGCAGGAGAGGAGGGGACAGAACACAGUGAGACACUUGUUCACCCCUAAAUAUCCAGUGUUUGUUUUACAUCACACCAUAGUUAUUGCACUACAUUAUGAGUACCACUUUUAUAUAUUUUGGUUUCUACCAUGUUAAAAGAUAUACUCUACAAAAAUGUGUUAAAGCUACUGUGCUUGUUUUCAUAUCACAACAGCAAUACUACAGUAUUUCCCAGCUAAUGAAGAAAAAGUACCUAUUUACUGUACUUCAAUUUCAGUGUUUAAAAUACUCUGAACUGAGUUUUUUAGUUUCCUUUUUCUGGAUUUUGAAAGAAAAAAACUCCUAAUUUUAGUCUAAACAAUUGUUACUGUAGCCCUUGUACAGGUACAGAAAUAUUCUGUUAUAACCACAGAUGAUUAAAAAGUAAUUUAAUAGGGUUGGAAAAAUGUUAAAGCAGCUAAUCAUUAACAUAUAUUAGAGCACAGGCAUGUGGCAGCUGCAAAUUUGUGCCAAAAGAACCAUUAUGCACUAUCAUGCGCACCUUACUUCACUGUCACUACUUUAUUUAUCACUUGAUAACAUCUUUUUUUUUAUAUAAAUACAGUAGAAUUAGUUUCACUUAAAAAAAAAUCCUGCACAGGAAAAACUGAUAUGAUAUGAGAGGAAAUAUGAAAUGCUUGGCUUGAUUGCAAUGUAUAAUAAUAUAUCCCUUACACUAGAUAUGAGUGAACUUCUUAUGGAAGGAGCCUAUGCAUAUUUGAAACAUGUAAGAGAGCUUCUGAUGACCUGAUGAGAAAACGUUACACAUUUUUUUGGAAUACAAGUGUUAUUUAUUACAGAUUUUUUAAAAGGAAAGUCUGUUCUGCUUGUUAUCAGGCUGAUUGUUUACACUGAAAGCUCCAAAUGUCAAGUGUCACAAUGAGGGUAAAAACAGCUCCUGUGUCUCAUUUAAAAAAGUAUUUGUAUCAAUGUCAUGCGGUUUAAAUUUUUUUUAUCACUGAAAGUGCUUUGUUAUUUAUAGAGAGAAUAUCAUGGAGAUAUGGUUAACAGAGCUAUUCCCAUUCCUGCUUUCUUUUUAAUGGCAUUUUUUACCUUGAUAGUUCGAGCUUUAAUAUGAGAUAUCAUUCAUGUUGAAUGGCGUUUCAUCUCUGGUUUGUCACCAGUCAGCCUUACUCCUAUGAGAUACAUAAAGUUAACCAUAAAUAUGCCUGAAGUUACUAGAUAAUGAUACAAAAAAGCACAAUAUAACUAACCGCGGUAAAGUCAUCUUAACACAUAAUUUCAUUUCCUUCUGUGUAGAUCCUCUAAGGCUUCAUGGUUGACAAGUGUUGAACUGUUAGGUAAGGAGCAGUCUACUUCAGUGUUUCUGUGAAUAACAUGCAGCAUCCUAUUGCGCAGGUUUUGCUAUGCUGGAUUAUAUGUUUUCAUCUGUGAAAUCUGAGAAAAACUCAAAGUAGAGAUAAUCUAUUGUAAAUCUUUGAUUGUUUUUUUAUUAAUAUUCUUUUGUUAAAGGCUCUUUCUGUCUUUCUCGUGUUGAAGUUGUCAUUUCUGAUUGUUGACUGGGAAAAGCACAUUUUUAUAUAUUAAAAACGUGGUUCACAAAAUA